Molecule: messenger RNA, 1083 nt
Organism: Lachancea nothofagi CBS 11611
Lineage: Eukaryota; Fungi; Ascomycota; Saccharomycetes; Saccharomycetales; Saccharomycetaceae
Source: the annotation of a GenBank genome assembly
AUGAUGUUUAACGCUACAAGAGUAUCAUAUAAGCCACGGACCCAAUCCUCGACGACGGCAGUACGGAGCUCCUCAAGUUCUAGUGCUAGUAAAAGUUUUUCUUUGCUGAGUGCGACUACUAUUUGGGGCUCGUCGUCACGGAACACAUCACCUACUGAAUCCUCUAGUGCAGCUACGACGGAAAGUACAGUCAUACCCGCGAGCACAAGCAUAACGGCCCUCCAGCCAAGCAGCAGUACAGUAGACCUAACAUCUUCUACCAAUACACAGAAUACGCUGACCAGGAGCCUCAAAUCAGACCAGACUGUCGUGAGUUACACCAGGAGCUAUGUGAUAACUGAAUCUUCUACUACGUUUACAACAGCAUUGUCUAGGGCCACUGUGCUCGACGCGAGAACUGCAGCCACUUUUACAGCUCCAACAGCUGCUGCUACCACCGAUGUAGGAUUUUACAACCGCUGGCUCAGCGGGACCCUAGAUUCUAACUCCUAUCCUGGCUCUAUUUCCAAACAUCAGAGAACUAAGAUAAUAGCUAGUGUUGUGGGCAGUGUUGGCGGUUUUCUGCUUAUAAUGGUUCUCAUAUGGUUUUUUGUAUUCCGCCGACGCAAGAAUCGAAACUCUAGCACAACACAAAGCUUCAGUCAUGAUAUCGGGUGCAGAAUCGAUUAUCCGCUUGCUCCUACGGAUCGCACAGACCUCGAUGAUAAUCAUUUCGUCACCAAUCGUUCUUCCGAUGAAGACGAGGUUUUUAUGAAGGGCAAAUAUAAAUCUUUUGGUCGGAAGUUACCACUGUUUCAAAAGAGCGAUGCCAAGCCUGACACUACAUGGCCCAGAGAUCAUCCUGUUAUAAGCCCGGAUUCGCCUCGAGGCAAUCCAUUCCAGGACGAGUUUGACUUCCAAAAGAGAUUGCCACUACCACCUCCAGUACCGACGCGAGAUGUUCCAAUUCAUUCCAAUUUCUCUUACAACAGCGAGGAUACCUCUUCUUCCGAUAUUUCCUCUGAUACUUCUUCUUCCAUCCAACUUUCAAGACCUCAUGGAGCAGCAAGAAGUACUCAAAGUUUCUUACGUGAGGUGCUGUAA